GGAACCGAGCGGUUAGGACCGUAAAUUUAGGACUUCCCCCGAAUCAAGACAUGAAGAAGGCCUAGGCGGGACAACCGCAUAUAUAGCGGGAAAAACGGAUUUGAUAUCUGCUCUUUGAUUCCAUGUCGCCAAGCUUUGCAGUCAGAAGAUUUACUGGGGCGCCAGGUUCAGCGAGGUUCAACGAGAUCGUAGAAUGCUUUAAGCAAGCAUACUCGGAAGAUCAUUUCGCUCACAGUGUGACUGCGGGAAAGACUGAUAUAUAUCAUCGUCUCAACUAUUCCCUCCUUCUUUCGGGCAUCCUAUCCGGCGAAGUGUAUACCAUUGAAGAGGUUUCAAAUGGCAACAAAGUGGUAGCUGCCGCUGUCUGGUUUCCUCCAAAUCGCGAGCUGUUCGAAGAGAGCGAACAAGGCAAGGCAGUCGGGCCGUUCAUGGCCAGUCUAUUCCCCGAACUUUGCAAAUGGUGGAGGACAAGAUUUCUUCCAGAAUAUAGUGACUUCGCCAGGACUAAAUUUGGAGACGGCGUCAGGAAAGCGGCCUGGCAUCUCCAGUGGAUAGGAACCCUCAAAUCGUAUCGUCGCAGAGGUUUGGGAACGAUGUUGAUUGAUGUGAUCCGUAACAAGAAGAAUGGCAAGAAAAUGUGUCUCGAGGUCGAAAGACCAGAAAAUCUUAAAUUCUAUCGUAAGUGCGGUUUCAAGGAGAUAGAUGAGGAAGCACACCACUUUGAGUGCUACAACGUUCAUAAAGAGCCUGGUUUUGGUAUGUGGGCAAUGCUCUCUGAUUGAAGAAGUCGUCGUUGUCGUCUGGUGCUUAGUAUAAUAAUCUUGUAAUCUUAAUUAUAUGCAGUGUGUAAUUUCAGGAGUUGGAAGCUAGCAUAGAAUGAGUGGAUCAGCAAUUGUGAAAGUAU
Messenger RNA from Guyanagaster necrorhizus, 904 nucleotides. RefSeq lists its product as uncharacterized. Bases 123 to 782 code for a protein of 219 amino acids. Gene Ontology annotation, molecular function: acyltransferase activity, transferring groups other than amino-acyl groups. The record is from RefSeq and is a predicted model, not a curated record. The transcript is spliced from 7 exons. Lineage: Eukaryota; Fungi; Basidiomycota; Agaricomycetes; Agaricales; Physalacriaceae.